Molecule: messenger RNA, 897 nt
Organism: Soboliphyme baturini
Lineage: Eukaryota; Metazoa; Nematoda; Enoplea; Dioctophymatida; Soboliphymatidae
Source: the annotation of a GenBank genome assembly
AUGCCUGGGUACAGAUUUCUCACUGGUUGGAAGAUACCCUUCAAAAAAUCUUUCCAGGUAUUCCCAGACCCAGAAAUAGGUAUCGCUUUUACUGCCCACUAUGAAAGGUACACUUACGUAGGAGAUAAGAUCGACGACGUAAAGGUGGAUAUCAAUAGGAGAUGGGAAAUCAAGUCCAGUACAGACCUCAAAUUAUCCUUUCUUGGUCAUAUGUUGCUGGCUUUCAGUUCCGAUGCCAAAUUUCCUAUGUGCACUUCAAUUAUCUCUGACAGAAUGAACAAAUAUCAGCCAGGGACCGUGUUUACGUGCCACGAACAACGUAGGCUUUGGGACGCAUUCUGUUGUGACAGUGAACUGUACCAUGAUUGCCAGGGCAAUGCUAAGGGCAGCUGCCAGGCUAUCCCCGGAGAAGAGCAAUGCUACAUAAAGUACAGCAUGUCGGUCGUCAAUCCGCCGGAACCAAUGUUCGGUCAGUGUCUAUACAACGACUUCAAAAGGGAUGAACCAUGCUCAUGCGAACUCUGCACCAGUACAUAUUGGACCGACUGGAGCGACUACGACAGAAACUGUGGUGACGCUUUUCGACGCCGUUACCGAGCACCAGACAAAGAACCCUCAUUGGAUUGCUUAAAAGCUAAUAAGACGUGCUGUGUUGAAGUCGAAAUGGUGUACAAAGGCGACUGCCCUUGCACAUGGAAUGAAUAUACGUGCUAUCACGGUGGAACCUGCUAUGACAUCGACGAAAAGCGAUCAGCUUGUCGCUGUACCGCACUGUACACCGGUGUCACAUGUGAAACACGUAAGUUAAGUAUCGUUUUUGUACGCAGACUGUUGAAACCUGUGGCGAAACAGGGUUACAUUCUAAAUGACUGUCGAUGCUCAGCAAAUUGUAACUAA